Molecule: messenger RNA, 1564 nt
Organism: Heterobasidion irregulare TC 32-1
Lineage: Eukaryota; Fungi; Basidiomycota; Agaricomycetes; Russulales; Bondarzewiaceae
Exons: 13
Coding region: 17-1438 (473 amino acids)
Biological process (GO): nucleotide-excision repair
Cellular component (GO): transcription factor TFIIH holo complex; transcription factor TFIIH core complex
Molecular function (GO): double-stranded DNA binding; ATPase activator activity
Source: RefSeq, a predicted model, not a curated record
GCCACUGCUCUGAAAAAUGCCCGUCGUCGUCGAAUCAGAUCAAUCCAGCUCCAGCGAUGACCACCGUCCACAUGCUUUGCUAUCGUUUCUCCAUUCACAGUCCCAGAACUCGCUGACACGUCUGUACCACCGACCAUCAUCAUGCUUGUCCAUAUUUCGCCUUUUAGGACCUUUAGAACGUCAGAUUAUCAUGAACUUGCUAUGGCUUGAGUCUUCCAUCCCUAUAUUGACCAUGUCAUCCUGGGUCGUUGAUGCUAAAACAAAACCUUAUGAUGGCGCCAUAACGACCCUGGCCAAUUUGCACAUUCUUCCCAGUCCAUCCGCUAAACUGGGUCUCAAUCCGACUUUCAAGACAAGCAUGCGACAAGCCAUCACAGGAGGUGGGAAUAGUGGAAGUUUUGGGGUUCCUGCCGAAUUAGAUGAAAAACGGCAAUCCCCCAGCAUCGAGGCUCUAGACACAUACGCGCUGGAGCGCUGGGAGACUAUUUUGCAUUACAUGGUAUCCUCGGGCACAGGGCAAGCUCCUACGAGACCAUCGCAGGGAGUUCUAUACCUCCUUCAACGGAGUGGCCUGAUGGCCAUGCAGUCAGGAUCGCAAUUGCAGAUAACCUCCUCAGGUUUCCAAUUCCUUUUACAUACACCCCACGCCCAGCUAUGGGACCUUUUGCUCCAGUACUUGGAGAUGGUUGAAGAAAGACAGAUGGAUCUUGUGGAAGUUAUCAGUUUUCUAUUCAUGCUGUCUACAAUGGAACUUGGCCGCGAAUAUUCGACGGAGAGCCUGAGCGAAACUCAGAAGGCCAUGUUGGAGGAUCUCCGGGAUUAUGGUCUCAUAUGGCAGCGCAAGGCCAUAUCCCGGCGCUUCAGCCCAACGCGAUUAGCGACUACUUUGACGUCCUCGCUACCUCCUCUUCCCACUGCUUCGGGUACGGGGACAGGGCCAAGGGGCCAGGCUCAAGGUUUCAUUAUCCUCGAGACAAAUUACCGUCUGUAUGCAUACACGAACAACCCAUUGCAGACAGCUGUCCUCAACCUGUUCGUGAGCAUGAAAUCGCGCUUCCCGAACCUCGUUGUGGGUUCUAUUACGCGUGAGAGCGUGCGGAAGGCCCUUGCCAACGGCAUAACCGCUGAUCAGAUUAUCAGUUACCUCACGACUUACGCACACCUCCAGAUGCGCAAGAACAAACCCUUACUUCCUGUUACAGUUCAAGAUCAGAUCCGGCUUUGGGAGCUAGAGCGGAACAGAGUAAAAUCGCAGGAAGGAUAUUUAUACACGGCAUUUGCCUCUCAGGCGGACUAUGAGUAUGUGCUGAACUAUGCAAAACAACUCGACAUCGUGAUUUGGGAGAACGCUGCCAAGCGCUGCUUCUUUGGCAGCCUAGAGGGACACGCAAACAUCCGCGGAUUCAUCGAGCGGCGGACACGAGGAGAGAUCGGCUGAUUUUCCGUCCAUUCAUGUCGUGGGCAAUGAAUAAAUAUGCUCCGGUGCGUGUAUGUAUGUAUCUAAUGCGUCAAUUGACUGUGGGUGAGCAGAGCGAAAGCUAUGCUGUCCCUCAGCUUUUAUCGU